Ramularia collo-cygni is the source of this 1143-nucleotide messenger RNA. RefSeq lists its product as uncharacterized. The coding region runs from base 1 to 1143 and encodes 380 amino acids. Lineage: Eukaryota; Fungi; Ascomycota; Dothideomycetes; Mycosphaerellales; Mycosphaerellaceae. Gene Ontology annotation, biological process: protein import into nucleus. The record is from RefSeq and is a predicted model, not a curated record. Gene Ontology annotation, cellular component: cytoplasm. The transcript has a single exon.
AUGUCUGGCCCAUCGGUUGUUUGUAUCAAGCGAAAGCGUGGGGAACACGCGCCUGAUGCCUUGCUGCUGGAGCGGCCGGGCAAGAGGCAACAAGGCGGGAUUGGCGAGAUUCAAUACGUACGACAGAAGGACAACAAAGACGAUGGUCAAGUGGAAGAGGCGGGAUUGAAGAGUGGAACGGCCCAACCAGAGCGCGUGACUAGAGGGAAGGGAGACGGAGAGGGAGGGGGAGAGGGAGGGAACAUGUCUGCAAGCCACGGGCCAUGUCAAUCAGACGUCAAGCAGCGCAGAACGUUCCAUCUCAAGCGGCCGGCAAUGCUGGAACCCACUGGCUCUGGAUCCAAGAGGCAAAAGCGGAAGACCGAAGGCGUUGCUACGUUCGUCGAGAGAAGCAUUCGGCAGCCAAGUAGGAUGCGGUCCAUCCCGGACUUCAGCAAGCAAGAAAUGAGUCCGAGCAAACCAUAUUCCAACCCUGAAGCACCCCUGAAGCGUCCGGGGCGGAAGGCAGCGGUGAAUAUCAGUGGCAAUGUCACGUUCCCCACCAGGGCGCGUAAUGCGCAGGUCGAUAACGCUGUGGCGAACAGUCUGCAUGAGUACGCRCAGCAAGUCGUCGCCAAGGAAUCCAACCCAAAAAUCACCGCUAUUCCCAAAUUACCAGCACAGCGGAGCCGGGAACUGCACCGACAGAGUGCGUUACGUAAUGUUUUUAAAAAUGCCGAUGCGGACGGGGAUGCGGAGAUGGAGGACGAAGCUGACUAUGUCUACGACACCUACAUCCUCGCACCCAGCUCUAGCGAUGGCGCUGUGCAGGCGACUGCGUAUGACUCUCUCGGCAACGUGGGCUAUCUAGUCAUCACCGAGGAGGACCAAGACGUGUGGGAGACGUAUCUCGAGGACGAGCCGAGCGAUAAGGAUUGGAACAGCGACGAGGAAGACGAGAAUGCCGAAGACUGGUAUGGCGCCGACUACCCUGACGAGGAGUUGGCGUCUGACGAUGAAUUCGGUCGCAACAAUGAUCACGGCUUCCGCUCUCGCGGCGCUGCAGAUGAUGAAGAGUGGGACGAGGAUACUGGAAACUUCUCCGACGAGGAGUAUGACCGUCAGAUGCAUCCGUGGAAGAAGAUGUCGUCGCAGCUACUCUAG